AUGCUUGGGAAGCGAGGAUAUAUCUCUUCCGGUAUUGAAACCCUCCUGGACUCCUUUGAGAAAGUCAAGCCCAACUCCCGGGACGCAAGCACCGGCGCUGCUGCCAUGACUGCGUCAGCUACACUUGUCAGCGCAUUGGACCUGAGAUGGUUGCUCAAAGAAAGGAGGUAUGCGCAAGAGGGUCUUAUUUCGGUAGAAGAGCUUGUGGGCAUCUUUGCAAAGCGAAUGGAGGCGAAUGAGCAAUUGACCUAUCUUACGCAAUCGCGAAGAGCUUGGGAGGCUUUGAAAGAUGGCACCUUGGCCAGAGCUAUCGACAACAAUACCCGGACGAAUCCUGACAGCCUCCGGGAUUACAUGGAUGGCCCUCCUGGGUCCUUAUUCCACGACCCCGCAAGCCUGGAGGAAAUUGCAGCAACUGAAAGAGAGCUGGGCAUUAAGCUGCCAGCAGAUUAUAAAGAAUUUAUCGCCAUCACGGACGGGUUUGAGCAAAGCUGGAGCGGUAUAAUUUCGGACCCUCCUCUUCACCCUCUCGACGAGAUACGCUGGCUGGAAGAUGAUGAGGACUACUUCCUUGAUCUCGAGAUCGAGCUGAUCAACCCCGGGUUUCCAUAUGGCAUGUGGCCAACGGUGGGGAAAUCAAUCGAGAUCGGGUGCGAGGACAUUGAUAAUGUCUGGUUGAUUCCUCCCUCGAAGGUCCAGGAGGUCCAGGGUCGGCUUUUAGAGAUCAUGCAGAGUGGAAAAUAUGAUGAUGCGCUGAAAAGGCGUCUUGUGGGCGAGAUGUAG
Molecule: messenger RNA, 783 nt
Organism: Blastomyces dermatitidis ER-3
Lineage: Eukaryota; Fungi; Ascomycota; Eurotiomycetes; Onygenales; Ajellomycetaceae
Exons: 2
Coding region: 1-783 (260 amino acids)
Source: RefSeq, a predicted model, not a curated record